AUGAUCAAAAAUGCUUCUAUGGAUGGUGCUUCAUCUUGUACAGCAAACAACAGAACUGAUGAAACACAAAAAGGUUCUUUAUUGUUAUCGGGAUUGAGUUUUUCGGAAUUGGAGAAUCAACUGGUACAAUACAUGCACAGCUCAACCAAAGUGCUUGCUUCCUUGCAGAGAUUUGUGAGGAAUAAUUUGGAAGUGAAAAGAUCAGCAAAUUACAAAUGCAAAAAAACAGAUAAUCCCAAUAUACUUUUAGAUGUUCUCGAUUUACAUCGAGAUCAUGAGGAAAUUGUUGUUCAUUGCUUAAAAACAUUGCGAAUACUGGCGAGAAAGCAACAAAAUAGAGAAAAUAUUUCAACAAGACUUAUUCAAACACUAUCAAGGAUAUUACAGGAAAAUAAGGAUCAAAACAUGGAGCUUGCUUCAGAAGGAUCCAAUGUCCUUCUCAACCUAUGCUUUGAAGCCAGAAACGUUUCCUCCCUGACAAGCACCAACUGUGUGCCAGCACUCAUGGAUUUGUUGUCACAACAAGAAAAUAAGGAGGUGCUAGUGGCAGCGUUGGGGGCGCUUCAUAGCAUUAGCUUUCAAGAAGUGGGAAAGAAAAUGUUAAUAGAAUGCAAUGCAAUCGAAAAGUUAUGCCCACUUUUGAAAGAAAACAACAAGAAGGUAAAGAAAAAAGCCAUUGGAACCAUUCAUAAUUUAUCAUCGGAACUUUCUGUUGUUCACAUGAUUAACAAUUUACAACAAAUACCAUCCAUCAUUGACUUGUUAGAAGACACAAACCCUUCAAUAGCAUCGUCAGCUGCUGGAUGUUUGCAAAAUUUAUCAAGAGAUGAUAGGGCUCGCGAUGUUAUUCAACAGCUCGAAGGACCUGCUCGAUUGACAAACUUGAUCUUCUCUACAGACAACACCAUGGGUCAAGUGAGCUCUAUAGGAGCUUUGGUAAAUAUACUGGGACCUGACGCUCAACAUGACGAAACGAAGAAAAAAGCUCUGAAAAAGAUACUUGGCAUGUGUUUGCUUGUAGGGCAACUAAAAGGCCUCUCGGUUGAUCUGGAGAACAUGGCAGAUUUUUCUAUUACUUCCCAAGAUGACAUUUCGUAA
Naegleria lovaniensis is the source of this 1098-nucleotide messenger RNA. RefSeq lists its product as uncharacterized. The record is from RefSeq and is a predicted model, not a curated record. Bases 1 to 1098 code for a protein of 365 amino acids. Gene Ontology annotation, molecular function: protein binding. The transcript is spliced from 6 exons. NCBI's taxonomy places the organism in Eukaryota, Heterolobosea, Eutetramitea, Acrasida, Naegleriidae.